Messenger RNA from Anopheles coustani, 1053 nucleotides. Its product is annotated as farnesol dehydrogenase-like. The record is from RefSeq and is a predicted model, not a curated record. Gene Ontology annotation, molecular function: oxidoreductase activity. Bases 71 to 808 code for a protein of 245 amino acids. The transcript is spliced from 2 exons. NCBI's taxonomy places the organism in Eukaryota, Metazoa, Arthropoda, Insecta, Diptera, Culicidae.
GUGAUCGCGUCUCACAAGCGGUGUGCCUCAUUUCAAGAAAGCACAACAAACAUUCCCCAACACCACAAACAUGGACCGCUGGGUAGGAAAGGUAGCAAUAGUAACCGGUGCUAGUUCCGGAAUCGGUGCAGCGACCGUAAUAGCCCUUGCCAACGCCGGGAUGAUCACGAUCGGGCUUGCGAGGCGAGUGGAUCGCAUUAAAGAGCUGAAGAAGCAGCUCACGGCCGAGGCGGCCGGUAGACUCCACGCGUUCCGCUGUGACGUCACCAAGGAGGACGAUAUUCUGGUGGCGUUCAAGCACGUCGAGCAAGUGUACGGCGGUGUGGAUGUGCUGGUCAACAAUGCCGGUGUUGCCCGAAGCACGAUCGGUGUGUUGAGCGCGAAUAAUACACAGGCUCUGCGCGACGUUAUCGAUACGAAUCUGAUGGGUUUGGCCCUCUGCAGCCGGGAAGCGUUCCAGUCGAUGAAGAAACGUUCGGCCGAUGGACAUAUCCUGCAUAUCAACAGCAUCCUCGGCCACACGGUACUACCGAUGGGCACGCUGAAUGUCUAUCCGGCGUCCAAGUACGGCGUGACGGCACUCACGGAAACGAUGCGCCAUGAACUUCGGUUAGCGGAAACCAAAAUCAAAGUCACGAGCAUCAGCCCGGGUCUGGUGCGAACGGAGAUUAUCGGCGACUUCGCGGUCGACACAGUGCCGAUUCUCGAGCCGGAAGACAUUGCGGACGCGAUCCUGUACGCGCUCGGCACGCCGCCCCGUGUGCAGAUUCACGAGCUGACCAUAAAACCGGUUGGCGAAAGUAUGUAAGGCGGUAUCGGCGAACACCGCCAGCAUCCACAAUCGUCCACGCACGGUUACCCGGUUUCGCGUGUACGUGUAUGGGUGUUGCAUAUUUUGGGAAUUCGAAAAAAGAAAAUGAGAAAAACUCAAGCCUCAAAAAUGAAAGAAUAAAUAAAAACGCGAGAAAAAAAACCCCUGAGUGGUGAAUUUAUAUGCAACGAGAAGGGAAGAUUCUGCUGAAGUCGGUGCGACUUUCUAUAGACGUUUCUUCA